CGUAAAAGUACACGUCAGUUUGGAUCGGUUUAAUUUCAUCAGAAAAGAAUAAUAGUUCCCUCGCAGAAGUCAUUACUUAAAACAUGCGUUUAAAAAUAAGGUUUUAUUACUUAAAAUGAAGAUUAGGGGGUUGUGUCCGAGUUUCGUUAUUUUAUUGUUUCUAACGCUAAGCUGUAAUAUUUGUUCUUCCUUAAUUGGAGUUAAUGCCGAAGAUGGAGAGAUAUUACAGACAGCCAGUGCUGUAGUGCCAAUACCAGAAAAUGUUUCAAUUAAUGAAACCAGUGAUAAGGAAAUUAACUUAAGUACUGACACAAAAGUGAAUAGUGAAGUGUUAGAACCCAGUGCAGAUGCUGGAACGAAUUUUGAUGAAAAACUCAAUGAGAAUUUGGACAAUUUAAAUACCCAGGUGUUCACGGAAAUUGUUUCCCAGAACUCUGGCAUAGCUAAUGAAAUACUAACCAAUGGAGCGCCGGUGGUAUUAACCCUAUCCGACCCGGCCACGGCCGAACUGCAACAAAGAGCCGAAAUCCCAAACGUUGCCAGUCAAAAUGAGGCGGCUCCUCCCAAAAACAGCAGCCAAGACGUGUUGGAAACCGCCCCCAGCGAAGAGAACAGAUCUGAACCGGCCGACAAGAACGUCGAACAAACCGAAACGCUAAAAGACGAAUCCCCGAAGAAUACCACCGAAAAGAAAAACGAGGAGAUUCCCUCGUUCUCGGAGUGGGCUCAAAAAAGGAUCGAGGAGGCCGAGAAGGAGCAGGUCAAUUCCUCCGUUCAAGGUCAGAAUGCGAACGGGAAGCCGGGCUCGGGAGCGAAAUUACGAUGGAAGAAUUACGCUUCCUUGGACUGCGGAGCCAAAGUUAUAGCUUCGAAUCCCGAAGCUAUAAGUCCGUGGGCUGUGCUAUCGCCGUCUAGGGAUGAGUACAAGCUGAACACGUGCACGAGUCGUAUCUGGUUUGUUGUGGAGUUGUGCGAGGCGAUUCAAGCGAAGAAAAUCAAUUUGGCCAAUUACGAACUGUUUUCGUCGUCGCCAAAAGAUUUUACAGUGUCUGUGAGCGACAGGUUUCCCACUAGGGACUGGUCCAGUGCCGGGCACUUUCAAGCUAAAGACGAGAGGGAUAUACAGAGUUUCGACUUGGAUCCGCAAAUGUUCGGUAAAUACAUCAAGGUUGAGGUGAAGUCGCAUUACGGUUCCGAACAUUUUUGCCCGAUAUCGCUGUUCCGCGUAUAUGGAAUAAACGUGUUUGAAGUGCUACAAAAAGAAGACCCUGCUCACGAGAACCCGCCAGAUGAUGACGACGAUGACGAUGAACUGGACGCGGCCAAAGGCGACUCUCCCAAAAACCUCUUCAGCUCGGCUACAGACGCCGUAAUAUCGAUGGUGAAAAAAGCCGCCGAAGUGCUAGGAAACAAAGGCAAAAACCAAACCGACCUAAAAAAUCCGACGCUAACCUACACCCCCUUGAUAAACACCUGCACGUCCCCAAGCCACCUGGUGGUCUGCAACAACUGCAGCGACAUCCUUUUCGGCCAAAUCUACGAGUUAUUAAGCUGCAAAAACACGCAAAUCAAUAACUUAAUCGGCAUCCCUUUCAUAAGAAAAGUUCUGGUUAACUCUCAAACCUGCCUGCCGUACGGAUUCGAUUUCAGAAACAAAUCGGCUCACCAAAGCAUAAACACCUGCACCGACUGCGUAAACUCCUUCUUUCCGGCGAAAUUUUUGGGCGCCAUGUGCAACACAGUGGCUGUACUGGAAAAUAAGGUCGUGCUCAAUAUCAGCCAGCAAUACCCCAACAUAACGCAGAACGUUACAACGGAGGAAAAAAUUGUCAAUAUAAUAACGUCGGAACCGCACGUACGAAAACAGGAGACACUAGAAGUGCAGGCGGAGGAAAAUGUGGAGGUCGAGGUUAUAAAACCAACGGACCCUUUGAUUUUGGACAAAACCGACAAUAAAAUCGCCAGUAUUUCAAUCGAUGUACCCACAGCAGAAAUUAAACCGACAAAAGCGUUAACAUCGGAUGUGGAUAUGGAACACGUUAACACGGAUUCUAGCACCAUGACGGUGCAAGAAAAUGCUGUAACGCCUUCGGAAACUGCGACGCAGCCAACCGCAGAAAAAGCAGCUGAAGCUGCGAACGAACCCGCCAUCGAACAACAGGCUAUAGAAGUUGAGGGCAUCGAAGGCAUCGACGAACACAUAGACCAUUUAUUGAACGAUUUAACGGGGGAGAAUAAUCAGAACAGCGUGGCCGCCCCUCAAAGCGCGCCGGCCGGUCAACCGGGUCAAAAGGAAUCCGUGUUUCUGAGGCUCUCCAACCGAAUCAAAGCGUUGGAAAGGAACGUGUCGCUGUCCAGUCAAUAUUUGGAAGAAUUGAGCCGGAGGUACAAGAAGCAGGUGGAGGAAAUGCAUAAACUACUCGAGAAGACUAUUUACACGUUAAACGAAGAGAGUAGGAUUAAGGAUGAGAGGAAUAAACAGCUGGAGGAGAGUUUGAAGCAACUCUCGGCCGCGGUGGAAGUUCUCGUUUCGGAUAGGAACAGCUGGAUGUCGACAUUUCUUUGGCUGGUUUUUGUUUUCGCCGUUACCUUUGCUGUUUUUACGUUGUGCCAGAGGUCUGCCCGAUCUGCGGCCGACGCAAACGAAACUGUCACGGUACAUCGUCGCAAGUCUAUAGACGUUGUGACGCAUAGCACCCCAAUCAAAAAGAGGCGGCCAAGCGACCAGGCUCUGAAGAUUUGCAGAUCGUCGUCUGCCAACGAGAACGACAGAAGAUACAGCAAAGAGAAAAAGCGGAAGAGAAAAUCGAAAGUGGUGCUGAAAAGGUCGAAUUCCAUCAACACUUUAAGCGAGGAGGGCAAGGAGAGCGAUUGGGUGGAAGGACAGAAUCAGCAUUUAGAAGAUGUACCCUUUGCUUUGGACGAAAUGGAGCACUCUACGUUGGAAGAUUUGCCCGUCCCGAUUCCGGUCGAUUUGCCUAAAAUUGACGUGCCCGAUUUUGUUCGGACCGCUACCAAUGUCAGGUUGAACCGUUGUUCUAGUCAAAACAGCCCGGUGAUCUUCGACAAUGGGAAAGUUAAAGAAAUUACCAAGAAAUCCAUUAGCUUGGACGAGAGUAAUAAUAAACAACUGCUGUUUGCUCUUAACGGAAAUGGGACUGGCAGUAGCGCGGAAGAUACGCCCAAAAAAGAGCGGAAGGGGUUUAAGAAACUUUUCAAAAGAGUAUUUUAAUUGCCCGAUAUCGUUAAAGCUUAUAAGCUAGUAGAUAU
This is a messenger RNA of Brassicogethes aeneus, 3270 nucleotides long. NCBI's taxonomy places the organism in Eukaryota, Metazoa, Arthropoda, Insecta, Coleoptera, Nitidulidae. The record is from the annotation of a GenBank genome assembly.